AUGGCAGACAGUCGACAGCCUGAAGACGGCGCCCCCCAGUGGAGUCCAUCAGCAGGGCAGGAGGCGCCCAGUCCCAUUGGAGCUAAUGGAUACUCCUCCUCCUCCUUCAGAACAUGUCAGACUGGGACCAUCAUGAGUGGGGGUCCGUACACAGCCCGAGAGAAUGGAUUCAAUGGAGACCUAACUGGGGCCCAUGCCAUUACAGCAGAGCAAGUGUCAGCGAGGAUUGUGCAGGAGGUGACUGCAGAGGCUGUGGCUGUGCUCAAAGGGGAACAGGAAAGUCAAAAGCUGCCAUCAGGUGAGCUGUCAAGCAUUGAAGACACCACAAAUUUGCCUCCGUCCCCUCCCCCCUCUCCUGCUGCAGAGCACUUUGGACCACUGGAGCAAGCGUCCGGUUCUCAGCUCCCAUUGAAGCCGAAUGUUGCCAGACAGUCCCGAGACAGAGCAUCGGAUGGAGGGUCUCGAAGCCCCAUUCGGAGAUACGCCCGCCCCACAGCCACAUGGACUCGCCGCGUUCACCAAGAUCACGAGGAGAGCUCCACCUCCAUCACCAGCUCUGGCUCCACAGCUCCACGUAGACCUACAUUCACACAGACAAUGCGCUCCCGUUCAGCCCGGAGUGGUCACUCUACACCUCGGACCCCCGGUUCUGCAGCCGUGACUCCCAGUACUCCCCCCAGCUACUCCUCCUCCUCCAGGACCCCCGGGACCCCUCGCUCGCUCAGUCUCAUCUCACAAGAGAGGAAGGUGGCUGUGGUCCGCACCCCACCCAAAUCUCCCGCUACAACACCCAAACAGCUCCGGAUCAUCAGUGAACCACUGCCUGACUACAAAAACGUCAAGUCUAAGAUUGGAUCCACAGAGAAUAUCAAGUACCAGCCUAAAGGUGGACAGGUAAGACUAUUACCUCAAAUUGUAAAGCUGGACUAUAGCCAUGUUCAGUCUAGGUGUGGCUCGCUGGACAGGAGGGGCUACUCAGCAGGGGGUGGACACGUGCAGAUACAGAAUAAGAAGAUUGACUUGAGUCAUGUGACCUCCAAGUGCGGCUCUCUAGACAACAUCCAUCAUCGACCAGGGGGUGGUAAUGUACGUAUUGAAAGUGUGAAGUUGGACUUCAAAGACAAAGCCCAAGCCAAGGUGGGUUCCCUGGAAAAUGCCCAUCACACUCCAGGUGGAGGCCGAGUGCUGAUCGAGAGUCACAGGCUGAUGUUCCGCGACCAGGCGAGGGCCCGAGUGGACCACGGGGCCGACAUCGUGGUCCAGUCUCCGCGGCGCUCCGGCUCCAUGUCCCCCAGCCGCCUCCGGGACCUGUCCUCCUCCGGCAGCCUCAACUUUAGCGAGUCCCCACAGCUCUCCACCCUGGCCAAGGACGUCACCGAAGCUCUAGCCAAGCAGGGCUUGUGAAUGCCCCAUCCCAUCGGACUAUUCUGGCUUCUCCUGCCACCAUCGGGCCAACAAUACUGUAUCCAAACCACAGCCUCUAACUAUCAACAUCCACACAAAACAGUAGAGACUUAAUUUAGGAGCUUAAAGUAUUUCUUGUCGAUUUUGAACCUGGAUAUGUGCAAUUUCUAAUUUAAUGGCCUCCUAUUUUGGACAAUGGUAUAAUAGAAGUUUUGAAGAUUGAUUGAUAUUACCAGAUAUUUGCUUGGUUCUGCUACGUGUUUUAAAGAAGCCACACUUUUAUUUUUCUUGAAGUAGAAAGUAAAGUGGCCCCUUACUCCAUGCAGCACGUAUGGUUCUUGCUCAGUAAAUGUGCAUGGACUCCAUAUCCCUU
Molecule: messenger RNA, 1777 nt
Organism: Boleophthalmus pectinirostris (great blue-spotted mudskipper)
Lineage: Eukaryota; Metazoa; Chordata; Actinopteri; Gobiiformes; Gobiidae
Gene: map2
Product: microtubule-associated protein 2
Exons: 11
Coding region: 1-1404 (467 amino acids)
Biological process (GO): microtubule cytoskeleton organization; neuron projection development
Cellular component (GO): neuron projection
Molecular function (GO): microtubule binding
Source: RefSeq, a predicted model, not a curated record